Molecule: messenger RNA, 2213 nt
Organism: Ochotona curzoniae (black-lipped pika)
Lineage: Eukaryota; Metazoa; Chordata; Mammalia; Lagomorpha; Ochotonidae
Gene: HOXB8
Product: homeobox B8
Exons: 2
Coding region: 598-1329 (243 amino acids)
Biological process (GO): regulation of transcription by RNA polymerase II
Cellular component (GO): nucleus
Molecular function (GO): RNA polymerase II transcription regulatory region sequence-specific DNA binding; DNA-binding transcription factor activity, RNA polymerase II-specific
Source: RefSeq, a predicted model, not a curated record
CUCGCUUCUCACUCCCUGGCGCUCGCUCGCUCGCUCGCUCUCGCUCUCACCCUCGCUCUGCGUUCUGUCCGGGAGGAGUACUGACAAGCCAAUAGGAUGCGGGGUCUGUAAUGGAUGCAAAUGAUCGCGAAAAGACAGUGCAAAAUAUGAAACAACUCAUUUGCAGGGAAGUAAAUCACCGAAAACUGUUUAUGAACUGGCAUCCCUUCUUCGAAAUGUGAAGCGUGGACCUCUUUAAGUGGCGGUAUAUUUUUGUGUGGGGGGUGGGGGGUGGGGGGAGGGCGCGCGAGCCCAGGCUGCCAUGCAGGCUUAGACGUGGAGGCUUCUCCGUCCUUUUCUAUUCCUGGAAAUCACAAAAAGUGCGGAGGCUUUGAGAUCUUCUUCGCCUUUUCUUUUUCUUUUCUUUUUUUUUUUUUUUCUCCUCCCUUUCCCUCUCCUUUCCUGGCGAGGGUGACAAGGAGCCGGCGAAUCCGCGUUUUUUCUUCUCUCUCUCUCUCUCUCUCUCCUCUCUCUCCCUCCCUUUCCCCCUCCCCACCCCCUCCCCAACAGCCCCCAACUACAGCCUCCGCCGCCGCCGCCGCCUCAAAAUUCAAUAAAAUGAGCUCUUAUUUCGUCAACUCACUGUUCUCCAAAUACAAAACCGGGGAGUCCCUGCGCCCCAAUUAUUAUGACUGCGGCUUCGCCCAGGACCUGGGCGGCCGACCCACCGUGGUGUACGGUCCCAGCGGCGGCGGCAGCUUCCAGCACCCGUCGCAAAUCCAGGAGUUCUACCACGGGCCGUCGUCGCUGUCCACGGCUCCCUACCAGCAGAACCCGUGCGCCGUGGCGUGCCACGGGGACCCCGGCAACUUCUACGGCUACGACCCGCUGCAGCGCCAGAGCCUGUUCGGAGCGCAGGACCCGGACCUGGUGCAGUACGCAGACUGCAAGCUCGCCGCCGCCAGCGGCCUGGGCGAGGAGGCCGAGGGCUCGGAACAGAGCCCGUCGCCCACACAGCUCUUCCCCUGGAUGCGCCCGCAAGCAGCCGCCGGACGCAGGCGAGGCCGGCAGACUUACAGCCGGUACCAGACCCUGGAGCUGGAGAAGGAGUUCCUAUUUAACCCCUAUCUGACUCGCAAACGGCGGAUCGAGGUGUCGCACGCGCUGGGACUGACAGAGAGACAGGUCAAAAUCUGGUUCCAGAACCGGAGGAUGAAGUGGAAAAAGGAGAACAACAAAGACAAGUUCCCCAGCAGCAAAUGCGAGCAGGAGGAGCUGGAGAAGCAGAAGCUCGAGCGGGCCCCGGAGGCAGCGGACGAGGGCGACGCGCAGAAGCCUGAAAAGAAGUAGUGGGCUCCAGCUGGGACUGCCAGGGCCGCGGCCGCCCGCCCGCCGGGCCCGUCCGAGCGCGCCCGGCCCCGCGAGCCAGCGGGCCCGGGGCCUCCCACCGCAGCGACCCCGCCGCGCCAAUCCCCGCUAGUGGUAGUUUCUCGUAAUAGCUUCUGUGUGUGAGCUGCCGUGGAUUCUCUUCCCUUCUCUCGGGCCUGGGGCGGGGGUGGGGGGUCGGAAAAAAAAAAAAGAGAAGGAUUUCCAGCAAGGACCCCCUCGCCCCGCGAGGGCGAGCGGCUGCGGCCCAGGCUGCGCCCCCCCAGCGCCCUCCCCCUUGUAAAAAGCUUCCUUGUGCAAUGGUCUUUUUUUUUUUUCUUUGAACGUGCUUCUUUGUAAUGACCGAGGUACCGAUUUCUGCUAAGUUUUCCCAACAACAUGAAACUGCCUAUUCACGCCGUAAUUCUUUCUCCCUCCCUUUCUCUCUCUCUCUCUCUCUCUCUCUCUCUCUCUCUCUCUCUCUCUCUCUCUCUCUCUCUCGCCGCGUCCUCAUUUCCCCUCCCAGCUCCUCUGUCCCCACCGCCGCCCCCACCCCCCAGCUCGCUGGCUUUCUCUCUCUUGCUUCUCUCUUUUCCUCCCCUCCUUUGGUUUGACAAUUUUGUCUUAAGUGUUUCUCAAAAAAAAAAAAAAAAAAGGUUACCUUAGUUAGCAUGCGCGCUGUGGGCAAUUGUUAAAAGUGUUCUUAGGUUUACUGUGAAGAGAAUGUAUCCUGUAUCCGUGAAUUACUUUAUGGGGGGGGAGGGAGGGAGGGCUAAUUAUAUAUUUUGUUGUUCCUCUAUACUUUGUUCUGUUGUCUGCGCCUGAAAAGGGCGGAAGAGUUACAAUAAAGUUUACAAGCGAGAACCUGA